Hemibagrus wyckioides is the source of this 3772-nucleotide messenger RNA. RefSeq names its product neural EGFL like 2b (gene nell2b). The coding region runs from base 330 to 2768 and encodes 812 amino acids. The record is from RefSeq and is a predicted model, not a curated record. Gene Ontology annotation, molecular function: calcium ion binding; protein binding. Lineage: Eukaryota; Metazoa; Chordata; Actinopteri; Siluriformes; Bagridae. The transcript has 20 exons.
UGUCAGUGUCUUACACUGAGCUCGUGCAGCGCACUCAUUCCCAAUCACUCCCGGGCCGGAAAGGAGUGUCUGUGCACCUGCCGCUCUCCUGCUCAUCCCUCUGUGAACACCGGACAUUACCUCCUUGUUGCUUUUACCCCGGACCACACAUGGUGUCUCUUGUGGAGUCAUAUCCUUCGUUUCUGUAUUCUCCUGCACUAAGUUUCUGCACUGUUGGGAUGAUCACGCGCGUGCUUGUGUUCCGGAGUGCUCAGUAAAGGCGCGCCUCAUCGCUCGCGCACCACCAAAUGGACUAGUCGUUUUUGUUGUUUUUUAAAAAAUCAUCCACUAUGGCUUUAUUACAGAUUUCUUUUGCACUCUUUGUACUAUCAGUGUGUGCUGUAGAGCUGGAUCCUGCUCUUCGUGUGGACAUCCUUAAGGAGCUGAAUGUGGGAGAAUCUUUCUCCGGAGUUUUCCCAGUACAGGGUUUCCACAAUGACACCACUGCAUUUCUGUUUAAAGGGACGAGGAGGAGCGUGCGAGCCUCAGCCGGAGUGGCAGAGCGAAUUCUGCAGAAGCUCAGAGGCAGAGUGGAGCUCACCCUACUGCUGACACUCAAACAAGAUAAAUUCAACUCGGGCGUGUUGCUGUCCAUCCAUCAUGGAGAACAAAGGUAUCUGGAGCUGGAGAGCAACGGGCAGCGCAGUGAAAUCCGGCUGCACUACUGGAUGGCAGAUCAGCAGAACCGCACAGAGGUUUUCCCCUACAACCUGGCAGACGCACGCUGGCAUAGACUGGCCCUGACACUCAGCACUACUCAGCUGGUGCUUUAUGUGGACUGCAGCAGAAUUUAUGAGAGGAUUAUUGAGACACCAUCUAUGGACAUUCCUCCAGGUACAACUGUGUGGCUCGGGCAAAGGAAUAACGUUCAUGGAUUCUUUAAGGGUGUGAUGCAGGAAGUCGAGUUGGUUUUCAUGCCUCAAGGAUACAUCUCACAGUGUCCUGAUCUCAACCGCACUUGUCCAACCUGCAAUGAUUUCCAUGGUCUGGUGCAGAAAAUCAUGGAGCUACAGGACAUUUUAGCCAAAACAUCUGGAAAGCUCGCUCGUGCUGAGGAACGGAUGAAGACUCUGGAAGGCUGCUACUGUGAGAAGACCUGCACUCUUAACGGAGAGAUCUACCGAGACGAGGACGUCUGGAUAGACGGGUGCAAGAACUGCACGUGUUUGAAUGGCAGUGUUGAGUGUGAGAGCAUCUUCUGUCCUGCACCGCAGUGUCCUCCGGAUACUGCACCAGCCUACAUUCCUGGAGCGUGCUGUAAAGAGUGUCAGCCUGUGUGUGUAUUCAGAGAGAGGGUGUAUGUGGAAGGAGAACGGAAGAGCGUGCAUGACUCUACAGGAAACUGUCUGCUUUAUGAGUGCAGGGACCGUAAGAUGAGGAAAGUGGAAAGCAACACUUGUCCAGAGCUCAACUGUCCUGAAUCAGAACAGAUAACCCUCACAGACCGCUGCUGUAAAGUGUGUCAAGGACAUGAUUUCUGUGCGGAUGGCUACAGCAGCAGCUGUGUGGAGAACUCGGAGUGUGUGAAUCUGGAGGCAGGAGCCUGCUGCAGCUGCAGAGAUGGCUACCGGGCAGUGAGGGAUGACAGUGCAUACUGCCAAGAUAUUGAUGAAUGUGCAGAGGGGAAACACUACUGCAGGGAGAACACGGUGUGUGUGAACACGCCUGGAUCGUUCGUGUGUGCGUGUAGCGAAGGCUACAUCCGGAUCGAUGACUAUUCAUGCACUGAGCAUGAUGAGUGUAUAAGUGGACUCCACAGCUGCGAUGAGAACGCACUCUGCUUUAAUACGGUUGGAGGACACAGCUGCACCUGCAAGCCAGGGUAUCUGGGUAAUGGCACCGUCUGCAGAGCACAGUGUGAUGGAUUGUGCCAUAACGGAGGCUCCUGUGUGGCUCCAGACACAUGCAUCUGCCAACAAGGCUUUACCGGGAAGAGAUGUGAAACAGACAUUGAUGAGUGUUCGAACGGCUUUGUGGAGUGUGACAGUCGAGCCACAUGUGUGAACCUUCCAGGCUGGUAUCACUGCGAAUGCCGUGACGGUUACCACGAUAAUGGAAUGUUUUUAUCAAAUGGGGAGUCUUGUGAAGAUAUCGAUGAAUGUGAGACAGGUAGGCACAGCUGUGCUAACGACACGGUGUGCUUUAACAUGGACGGAGGCUAUGACUGCAGGUGUCCUCACGGGAAAAACUGCACAGGCGACUGUUUUCAUGAUGGAAAGGUGAAGCACAACAGGCAGAUUUGGGUGCUGGAUGAGGACAGGUGCGCCGUCUGCUCCUGUCAGUCAGGGUUGGUGAUGUGCAGAAGGAUGGUGUGUGACUGCGAGAACCCGACAGUGGACAUCUCCUGCUGUCCAGAGUGUGACCCUCGUCUCAGCUCUCAGUGUCGGCUCUACAGUGGCCUUCUGACUUACAACAGCGGGGACACCUGGGUGGACAAGUGCCAGCAGUGCCAAUGCAUACAUGGUGAGGUGGACUGCUGGCCGAUGCCCUGUGCUCCAUUGACUGACUGCGAAUUUGUGGCGGUGCCUGAAGGCGAGUGCUGCCCCCGGUGCAUUUCUGACCCAUGCCAGGCAGACACGAUGUUCAAUGACUUCACCAAAACCUGUGCGGAUGAAUAUGGCGUCACACGCUUAAGCGGCUCUACCUGGAAUAAACAUGGCACCGAGUGCUCCAUCUGCCAAUGCAAGAAUGGGCAUGUCUGUUGCUCUGUGGAUCCUCUGUGCCUCUAGUGCCAUUCAAAAGGCAACUGUCUAUCUCACUGCCCUUUUCUCGUUUUCUAUCCCCAUCAUUUCUUUGUCUCUCUCUACUCCUUGCUUCCUCUAUAUCUCCCUCAUUCUGUCUCUCAGCUCUUGCAUUUCUGUACACCUUCAGAUUGCUUUUUUUUUAUUGUCUUACAUGUACUGCGUCAAAUUGACAUAACCAGUCCCUCUAGGAUUUCGCAGAGUUUUUUGUGAUUGUUGGCCAAAAUGCUUGAUUUUUUUUUAUUAUUUUUUUAAUUUGCAGUGAAACAUUGUGUGCUGUUUGAUUUGCGAUUGCAAGCACAGGAUUCUUCUAUUAAUAUCCUAGCAGUGAAGACACACAUGUAAUGACUUUCUAUGAGAGCUGUGCUCAUGUUCCACAAACGUGAAUAGAAGAGGGCUUUGGCCGAAUGUGUGUUUCGAUGCCGUCACACGUCGCAUCGUGACCCGAAUCUGCAGAAAUAAUUUUUUUUAAUUUUUUUUAAAGUGUCUGAUUUUUGUUUUCAUUUCUGUGAUCGCAAAAUAAUGAAAUCCUGGAGGUAUUGAAUAAAAGACUCGCGAGAUUCAGAUCUUGAUCACAGUACAUGCAUCAGAACAACAGCUUUUGCUUUUGAUACUCACAUUUAAUUACUUCGACUGCAAGACGCUACCCUGAGAUUCUUGAUGCAUGGAGAAAAAGGCUUUAAGCGUGAUGCUCAGAAAUCCAGAAGUCUAUGCAUUCCACUGUAAAAUAUCCACUUUCAUCACUCCAUGAGCAUGACUCAAUCCAGCAUUAGCCAUUCUGCAGUAGUGCUAAUCUAUCCAUUUCUACCAGAAUAUAAAAGACUUUGGUGUAUUCUCUUGCUUGAGUUUUUCUUCUUUUUUUUUUUCCUUAAACCUGAAACAUAUGUUUUUAUGUUUUAUGUUGUAUCUUUUCUUUGUUGAACUGAGGUAUAAUUUAUUCUGUGGCUUGGUAUUAUGUAAUGGUGAAAUAAAAAUUUCCAUUGAAAGAAAAA